AUGAAGAGGCCUCAUCUUUGUAAUCACAGAUACAAGGUAGGACAUUGCACAACACUUGGAGCUGAUGGAGUUGUCAUAUAUCUGUGUUAUCAUGGAGUCAAACAUUGUCACAACCUGUCCAGGAGUCACACAAUCUCCCUGACGACUCACCGCCAACAUAUCAGCAAUCAGCCGUUAUCAGCCGAACAAUAGACGACUCUUCCCCUCAUCCCCACAGCUUCAGCGUCUGCAGCGCUGCAGGGCUGAACCGACCCGCUCUCUCUGAGAUUCUCAUCCCCGCGCACGAGGCUGACAGAGGAAGGGAGUUUUCCCUUCGCUUUUCCCACGACGGUCGUAUCCGCACCUCCGAGGAUCAGUUUACAGUGUCUUAUAGAUCCGCUGCAUCGAUCAAUCAGUCAUCACUCGAUCGCUGGCAGUUAAAUCAGAACAAAAGCAGAGCAGAGGGUCACCGCACUCAUCCAGGUCCCAGGAGGAAGUUGUGCAACUUUGGAGGAGUUAGAGACGACUUACACAACAAUGAAAUAAUCUGA
Xyrichtys novacula (pearly razorfish) is the source of this 530-nucleotide messenger RNA. Lineage: Eukaryota; Metazoa; Chordata; Actinopteri; Labriformes; Labridae. The record is from the annotation of a GenBank genome assembly.